AUGAUGGACAACGCCCAGAGCCAGAUGUCGGCCGCGAGUCUGGAAGGCUUCCAGCAACAGGCAGCGGCCGUUUACGCCACCAUGCCAGCCACCAGCGAGCUCUAUGUCGCUGCCAGCAGCGUGGAUGCCAGCGCGGUCGGCGACACCCUCACCAGCUUUCAGGACCCGGCACAGGCAGCGGUGGCCGUUGCGGGCGCGCAGGCGUCGAUGGCGGCAUCUUCCUCUGCUCCGGUCUUCAGCGGCGGCGCGCCGAGCGCCUCCGCCCCGCCUCCGGAGCAGCCCGACCCCACGCAGGGCGGCGGCCGCUGA
Molecule: messenger RNA, 309 nt
Organism: Prorocentrum cordatum
Lineage: Eukaryota; Dinophyceae; Prorocentrales; Prorocentraceae
Source: the annotation of a GenBank genome assembly